AUGGUGUGCAGUGCUGUGCAGUGCCAUGGUGUGCAGUGCUGUGCAGUGCCGUGCUGUGCAGUGCUGUGCAGUGCCAUGGUGUGCAGUGCUGUGCAGUGCCAUGGUGUGCAGUGCUGUGCAGUGCAGUGCUGUGCAGUGCCAUGGUGUGCAGUGCCAUGGUGUGCAGUGCCAUGGUGUGCAGUGCUGUGCAGUGCCAUGGUGUGCAGUGUUGUGCAGUGCCAUGGUGUGCAGUGCUGUGCAGUGCCAUGGUGUGCAGUGCUGUGCAGUGCCAUGGUGUGCAGUGCUGUGCAGUGCCAUGGUGUGCAAUGCAAUGGUGUGCUGUGCAGUGCGAUGGUGUGCAGUGCUGUGAGGUGCUGUGCUGUGCAGUGCUAUGGUGUGCUGUGUUAUGCUGUUAUGUUCUGUGCUAUUCUGUUCAGGAUGGCUGAGAGUUUACCCAAAGGAAAAUUGGGAAAGACCACAGGCAUGGUCCUCAGCAGCAGCCAGAUUUGCAUGACACCAUUGCCUCAUGUGGCAGUGCAGGCCAUUCAGAUCAGCACAGCCCCAGCAUCAGCGUGGUCCUCAGACACUAAUUUGGCCCCGGAUCUUGGGCAUUCAUGUGGCCUUUGA
Peromyscus leucopus (white-footed mouse) is the source of this 606-nucleotide messenger RNA. RefSeq names its product keratin-associated protein 16-1-like. The record is from RefSeq and is a predicted model, not a curated record. The coding region runs from base 1 to 606 and encodes 201 amino acids. The transcript is spliced from 2 exons. Lineage: Eukaryota; Metazoa; Chordata; Mammalia; Rodentia; Cricetidae.